This is a messenger RNA of Urocitellus parryii (Arctic ground squirrel), 4878 nucleotides long. RefSeq names its product retinoid X receptor alpha (gene Rxra). Gene Ontology annotation, molecular function: sequence-specific DNA binding; zinc ion binding; nuclear steroid receptor activity. Gene Ontology annotation, biological process: regulation of DNA-templated transcription. Lineage: Eukaryota; Metazoa; Chordata; Mammalia; Rodentia; Sciuridae. The record is from RefSeq and is a predicted model, not a curated record. Gene Ontology annotation, cellular component: nucleus.
CCUCCGCGCGCCGCCGCCGCCGCCGCCGCCGCCGCCGGCUCCCCGCCGCCCGGGCCCGGGCCGGCUGCGCCGGGGGCCGCCGCGCUGCCUCUCGCAGCUCCGCGCCGGCAGGGCAUGAGUUAGUCGCCAGACAUGGACACCAAACAUUUCCUGCCGCUCGACUUCUCCAGCCAGGUGAGCUCCUCGUCCCUCAGCUCCCCGGCCGGCCGAGGCGCCAUGGCGGCCCCCUCGCUGCACCCCUCCCUGGGGCCAGGCAUCGGCUCCUCGCUGGGCUCCCCUGGGCAGCUGCACUCGCCCAUCAGCACCCUGAGCUCCCCCAUCAACGGCAUGGGCCCGCCCUUCUCGGUCAUCAGCUCCCCCAUGGGCCCCCACUCCAUGUCUGUGCCUACCACGCCCACCCUGGGCUUCGGCACCGGCAGCCCCCAGCUCAACUCGCCCAUGAACCCCGUCAGCAGCAGUGAGGACAUCAAGCCCCCGCUGGGCCUCAAUGGCGUCCUCAAGGUCCCCGCCCACCCCUCAGGAAACAUGGCGUCUUUCACCAAGCACAUCUGUGCCAUCUGUGGGGACCGCUCCUCAGGCAAGCACUACGGGGUGUACAGCUGUGAGGGCUGCAAGGGCUUCUUCAAGAGGACAGUGCGCAAGGACCUGACCUACACCUGCCGUGACAACAAGGACUGCCUGAUUGACAAGCGGCAGCGGAACCGGUGCCAGUACUGCCGCUACCAGAAGUGYCUGGCCAUGGGCAUGAAGCGGGAAGCUGUGCAGGAGGAGCGGCAGCGGGGCAAGGACCGGAACGAGAAUGAGGUGGAGUCAACCAGCAGCGCCAACGAAGACAUGCCAGUGGAGAAGAUUCUGGAAGCUGAGUUGGCUGUCGAGCCCAAGACGGAGACCUACGUGGAGGCGAACAUGGGCCUGAACCCCAGCUCGCCCAAUGACCCCGUCACCAACAUCUGCCAGGCAGCUGACAAGCAGCUCUUCACGCUGGUGGAGUGGGCCAAGAGGAUCCCACACUUCUCCGAGCUACCCCUGGACGACCAGGUCAUCCUGCUGCGGGCAGGCUGGAACGAGCUGCUCAUCGCCUCCUUCUCCCACCGCUCUAUUGCCGUGAAGGAUGGGAUCCUGCUGGCCACCGGGCUGCACGUCCACAGGAGCAGUGCCCACAGCGCAGGGGUGGGCGCCAUCUUUGACAGGGUGCUGACGGAGCUGGUGUCCAAGAUGCGGGACAUGCAGAUGGACAAGACCGAGCUGGGCUGCCUGCGGGCCAUCGUCCUCUUUAACCCYGACUCCAAGGGGCUCUCGAACCCGGCAGAGGUGGAGGCGCUGAGGGAGAAGGUGUACGCGUCCCUGGAGGCUUACUGCAAGCACAAGUACCCCGAGCAGCCUGGCAGGUUCGCCAAGCUCCUGCUGCGCCUGCCGGCCCUGCGCUCCAUCGGGCUCAAGUGCCUGGAGCACCUCUUCUUCUUCAAGCUCAUCGGGGACACGCCCAUCGACACCUUCCUCAUGGAGAUGCUGGAGGCCCCACACCAGACCACCUAGGCCUGCGCCAGCCUGUGCACUGCCCCAUCCGGGCCCCGCCUGGACGCAGCUGCUCUGCUCGGCUCCAGCCCUGCCCCUGCCCUCCCCUGCCUGGCCUGUGUGGACCUGUGGGUGCAGUUUGUCACUGCCAUCCCAAGAGAUGUUUGCCACCUCGUCAUCUUUACCACUGCUUGUCUCUGGCCCAGGCUGUGGCUUUUCCAGGGCAGCAGCCAGGGUGGCCGGAACUGGCAAGACCCAGGCCCCUCUGCUGGCUCUGGCAGGCCCCCUGCUGUGUCRCCUGCAGGGUGCCGUGGAGCGGCUCCUGGGCCUCAGGGCCUAGAGCUGCGGGAGCGGCAGGUGCCUUGUUUGGGUUGUCGUUUGCUGUUGCUGGUUCUAGGGAUGCCCUGYGCCCCCCGGAGUGAGCCAUCUCCUGCUCUGAGUACCGGAGCCUGGCCAGCUGCGAGGGCCUGUCCGGGUCAGGAGGAAGGGCCGGUGGGGCAGGCCGGCUUCUCAUUGCAAAAGACCCCCGCUGCCCCUGGGAGCCAAGAGGGGCCUGUGGGCUGCAGGCCGCGCUGCACUUGGCGUGGAGGUGGAUAGCCCUGUUUUCCAAAGAUAAUUUGCAGCUUGGCCCUGGGACACUGAGAACACAAGCUGACCUCUGCAGGGCUUGGGCCACCUGGAGGCUGCAGGAAUGAGGGCCAUGGGUUUCUUCUUGUCAUUGUGUGGUUCCWGCUUCUCCCCACCCGAUGUUCCCAUUCAGCCAGGGUGACGGACCCUCGUCCCUGACCCCUUUCCUACCCAAGUCUUCCCUUGCAGUCUGCGAGGUGGACCGAGGCUAGUCCUCACUUCCUGGGCGGCCCAGUCUCAGGCAGGUGGUGUGUCACCCUCUUAGUGGCCUUGUGGGCAGCACACAGGCUGUCCUGUCCCCGUGUAGUUCUACUGGCUUCAUGUGUGGAUGGCGGCCACCCCGAUGGCUUCUGUGAGGGACGGGAGGCUAGAGGCUGCCUGGCUCUCUCAGAGAGAGGCAGGAGGCACUGAGACCCAGAGGGACUCCUGGGGGACGAGCCAUGUGGGUGGGCAGAAGCACUGUGUCCUGGAGCAGCCGACACCCUCUGGGACCCCUGUAUGGAUUCCUUCUCUGGCUGUUCUGUCUGGAAGAUUCUGCAGGCCUGGCCAGAGCCCCCAGCACCACGUUGUCUGUGGACGACGUUGGCCCAGAACCUUCACUGGGGGCUCCAUCUCACCCCCACCCUGAAGGGUGGAGGGCUGCUGCCUCCUGGCUCAGCCCCGUCCAGCCAGRCCCCUCCUGCGCRGCCUGCUGGGCUCCGAGGUGUGGGCUGCUCUCAGGUUGGACUGGCCUCUUUGCACUGUAAGCCCCCUGGGCGCCAGGACUUGGAUGCUCACUUCUCAGACCCYGUUGGGGUGGGGAGGUGUCACAGGGAAGGGCCUGUGUCUCCCAACCUCUGCAGAGGCGCACUGCCCUGGCGGGAGGAGGAGUCUGAGGUUGGUGGGGGGUGCUGGGAGGGGUCGAUUUCCAGGCCUCCGCAGGAGCGGUGUGUCGGUCCCUAACUGAGGUACUUGGGCAGAGGCUGCAGCCCAGUCUGCUGGAGGCAGAGGCCAUCAAAGAUUCCAGAAGCGCCCUCCCUCACCCUGCCCCUCUUCUCAGCACGGCUCGGGCACACACACAGAACUCUGCGCUGGUACCAGGGCCGGUUGCCCCUCCUCCCAGACUUUCCUGGGAAGUCUUGGCAGCCUUUGGGACAUGGUGGGACAGGCAGAGGGCGUGACGCUCUGCAGAUCCCCGUUCCCCACCCAGCACUGUGCCUUCUGCACCUGAUGUGCCCAGCACUCACGCCGCCCCGCCACAUGCGCUGCCYGAAGCCCUGGGUGGGGUUUCCUGGGGACUUCUUGUUUGGGGCCCAGCUCUCUGUCUGUAAAGCACCGAGGUCCCCGGCCACCACCUCCCGACACCAGAACCCCAGUCCCCCGGUCCGUGCAGCYUUGCCCGCUGUCCUGCGUCACCUUAGACUGUCCCGUGGGCUCCCCGUCCCUUCUCGUUAGUCUCACUGUCACAUUCUGGGGGUACAAUGCUGUUUGUCUGCGGGGGAUUCGUGGAUGUCAAGUGGCCCUGGACGGAGGCAGGGUGUCGGCCAGGCCUUUAGUAGUGUUACCAAUCUGGCGCAAUUAAGGUGAUUUUUUUGUAAUUAUUAUUAUUUUGGUGGGACAAUCUUUAAUUUUCUAAAGAUAGCACUAACAGCRGCUCAUGAGCCACCGUGCCCCUGCCCGCCUUGGCCUGGUGGGACAACAGGGCUGCUUCCCGCUGCUGCCUCCUGGGUCCCUGGGCCUCAGGUGCCGAGGCACACUCCUCUGCUGUGUCACCUUCCUGCCUGGACCUUCAGAUGGCGUGCCCCAGCUGGGAAGUGAGGACGGCCAGAGCCAGGUGGCCUGCCCGGGAUGUGUCAGCCAUUGUCGUCACCCUGGAAGCACAUGGUCUCUGCGGGAAGUCGGCCCCACACCAUCAGUUUGCCAAGUCAGCGCUCCCAGGGACUCCAGGCUGGCACCUGUGACAGUGCAGAGCCCCCUGCCCAAGGGGUUCCCAGGGGGUCCUGCUGGAGCAGGCAGCAAGUGGGUGAUCAGCUGAUGUCCCCAUCAUGGAACUGGGGUGUGUGACCUGGGCCCUGUCCACGCAGGUGUGUGGCCAGCACGUGUGUGCUGUGCAGACUGGGACGGCCAUGCACCGGGGACAGGAGGCGCGUCUCGGUGGCCAGUGUUCUGUUUGUUUUUAACUGACUCCCUGUUCUGUAAAUUUGCUUCCUGUGAGCAAGUGCUGAGGACCCCGGGUGGGGUGGGGUCGAGUGAGUCCCCCCGGCCAGGGGGUGCAUCUAUUUUAAGAUGCCCGGAGCAGCGGCAUAGCCGGCCCCAGUCUGUAGCUGCCUCAGCUGGGACGCCGCUGCGGCCUUAGCGAGGGUGACGCAUCCGCAGAGAUAGAGAAGGUGUCUAACGCGUCGGGAAAGGUAAAAGAAUCUAUUUUUGUACAAAUGUAAUUCUACCCCUCAUGUAUGUGGGUGAUGUGGCCGGGUGGGACCCUUCUGUCUCUGCUUCUGGCAGUCUGGAUGGAUCCUGGGGACCCCGUGGGGACCUCCGUGAGACCCGCAGGGUCUCCUUCCCCUUUCGAGUGGCCUGUGACACCGUGCUCUGUCCCUGGCGACCUGCCUUCCUGCGGUCUGACUGUGAAGUUCUUCCCUGUUCUCUGAACAUGGCGCUGCGGACGCCAGGGCUCUGCCCACAGUGGUGUUGGAAUUGUGGGAAAGAAACCCGUGGAGACAUAACGUGAGCGGAGAAACAAAACCUGAGUGUUUCAGA